AUGAAUCGCCCCUCUCUGGCCUGGCCUGCCCGCAGCCCGCUUGGGGCGGGACAGCAGCUCCGCUCGGUCAGCGGCCCGCGGGCCCAGCCACGCCCCCUGCUGUGUAAGCGCGCGUCGCGCCCUCGGGCGGCGCCCUCGGACGGCGAGGCCGCCGACAGCGCCGAGGAGCCGUCCCUUCGCAGCAUCCUGCUGCGCCUGGACAAAGGCAUGAGCACGCUCAGCAGGGACAUGAGCAAGCUCGACAGGGACGUGAGCAAGCUCGACAGGCGCAUGAGCCACACGGAGGCGCUGCUCGGCUACCUGGUGGAGGAUUCGCUGCGCGGCAAGGCGGCCGCCGUGGUCGGGCCCGCGUACGUCGAGCCGCUGGCCGCACGGUCCCUGGUGGACCUGGCGCGGAUGUGGCCGCCCGGGUACGCCGCCAAGGCGGCGCCGGGGCGGGCGCGGCAGCCGCCGCGCGACCCGCUCCUGCGCACUGGGCACCUCGCGGCGUCCUUCGCCUCCACCCUGGCCGACGACCGCAUCCCGCUCAGGCUGCUGCUCGGCCUGCGGCCGCAGGUCGUGCGCGACUACGCCAGCGCCCCCGCCUGGGUCGACGAGUGCGGCGAGCUGUGCGUGGCGGCCGUCGGCGACGCCAUCGGCCGCGCGGAGGACGAGGCCCUGGCGAGGAGCAAGUGGAGGUGGGAGCUCCUCAGCCCCGGCGGCGCCGGCGUCGCGUGCGCCGUCGCCGCGGCGUUCCCCGGCGCUUACCUAGCCGACGAGGCCGGCGGCGCGGGCGGCGUUGCGGCGCCCUAUCUGCCGCAGCUGCCGCGGUUCCCCCCGGAGGAACUCGAGUUUGAUUUCCGCGGCAGCAUGAAGAUCACGCCCAACGGCGCUUGGUGCGACAUCGGCGAAGCCAAUUUGCGCACCGACUACAGCAGCGCCGUGCAGGAGCUGGGGCUGCGGCUCGGCGUGCUGCGCUGGCUGCUCGUUGCGUGCUGCGGCGUGCCGGAGCGCGGCGUGGACGCGGUCGGGCGGCUGUUUGUUCCGGCGUCUGGCGAGCUCCGGCCCGCCCCCCUGGACGAGAGCCAAGAAGAGGUGGCGCGCAGCGUGUGGCGGUUCAGGCUGCGCGUCGUCCCGGUAUAG
Messenger RNA from Monoraphidium neglectum, 1122 nucleotides. RefSeq lists its product as hypothetical. The transcript is spliced from 3 exons. The coding region runs from base 1 to 1122 and encodes 373 amino acids. The record is from RefSeq and is a predicted model, not a curated record. NCBI's taxonomy places the organism in Eukaryota, Viridiplantae, Chlorophyta, Chlorophyceae, Sphaeropleales, Selenastraceae.